AUGCGCUCCUGGAUACCGCUUGUUCUUCUUCUCGCAGUUUUGGCUAUUGCAGCCCAUGCUGGUUCCUCUUCCGAGAGCAAUGAAUCUCGUCCUCCAAAGAAAGGUUCUCGCAAGUCUUCUGAGUCGGAUUCGAAUUCAGACGAAUCCUCGGAUUCGUCUGAAGAGAACAACCGUUCUUCGUCCGCUUCAACUGGUUCUUCAUCUAGUGUUUCAACAGGUGUCCCAUCUAGUGAAUCCACUUCUGCUUCCGUUGAAAUCUUGAUGGCUGAACCUGAUGUUCUUCCUGGUCCAGGUGACAACCGUGUGAAGAGAUCCCUCCCAAGCUUCUUCGAUAUCCGCAAGAAACGUGGACUUCCAUCUGCGUACGAUAUUCGCAAGUAA
Messenger RNA from Caenorhabditis remanei, 381 nucleotides. RefSeq lists its product as uncharacterized. NCBI's taxonomy places the organism in Eukaryota, Metazoa, Nematoda, Chromadorea, Rhabditida, Rhabditidae. The record is from RefSeq and is a predicted model, not a curated record. Bases 1 to 381 code for a protein of 126 amino acids. The transcript is spliced from 3 exons.